Messenger RNA from Scomber japonicus (chub mackerel), 3962 nucleotides. RefSeq names its product oxysterol binding protein-like 1A (gene osbpl1a). Gene Ontology annotation, molecular function: protein binding; cholesterol binding. The transcript has 29 exons. The coding region runs from base 201 to 3098 and encodes 965 amino acids. Gene Ontology annotation, cellular component: membrane; cytosol; intracellular membrane-bounded organelle. Lineage: Eukaryota; Metazoa; Chordata; Actinopteri; Scombriformes; Scombridae. The record is from RefSeq and is a predicted model, not a curated record.
GUGUGUGUGUGUGUGUGUGUGUGUAUGACGGGUUGAUGUGUCGGUUGAUGCGCCGCGCUGUCUGUGCUGCUGAGCGUCAGGAAACGGCUCAGAGGGGCUUAAAACAUCACAUGCAGCUCCACAGAGGGCCCGUGUGAGAGCUGCUGCUACUGCUGGUGGUGGUGGUGUGACCUCAGGACUGGUCUGUUGAAGCAGCAUCCAUGGAGCAGUUGGAGCCAGAGGAGCAGUUCCUGCACUGUGCCAGGAAUGGAGAUCUGCCUGGGAUUCAGAGGCUGCUCAUGUCCAAGAUCAAGGAAGAGAUGCAGAUUAAUAUCAACUGCAAAGGUAAGAGUAAGUCUAACCUGGGAUGGACUCCUCUUCACUUGGCCUGUUAUUUUGGGCACAAAGACGUAGUGGAGGAACUGCUUAAGGCGGGGGCAGAUGUCAACCUGCCCAACAACAUCGGAGAUACACCGCUGCAUAAAGCUGCCUUUACUGGAAGAAAGGAGGUUGUCAUGCUGCUGCUGCACUAUGAUGCAUGUGCUACUGUCAUCAAUGGGACAGCACAGAUUCCCAAAGAUGUCACUCAAAAUGCAGAGAUCAGAAGCAUGUUAGAAGCGGCUGAGAGAACAGAGGAGAGGAAGUUGGAGGAGCAGCUGUUGGAAGCUGCACGAGAAGGAGACCUUUCAACUCUGUCUCAGCUGCUCAGCAGGAAGAAGCCUCCAGAUAUCAACUGCACAGAUCUGUUGGGUAACACCCCUUUGCACUGUGCAGCCUAUCGAGGCCAGAAGCAAUGUGCCCUGAAGCUACUCAAGAGCGGAGCCAGCCCCAAUAUGAAGAACAAGAACGGCCAGACAGUGUUUGACCUGGCCAGCGAUACAGUAAUGAAGCAGGCGCUGGAAGGCAACCUUCAUCGAGGUAUGACCCGCCAUGUCAAGAAGUACGAAGGAUUACUCUGGAAGAGCUCCAGAUUCUUUGGCUGGCGCUCCUACUGGGUCGUCCUUCAGGAUGGGGUUUUAUCCUGGUACUCAAAACAGUCUGAUGCAGCUGCCAAUGUCAGCAGGCAAGGCUGUAAGUCCCUCACACACGCUCACUGUUUGAUCAGAGCCAAAGAUUACUGCUUUUUUACUCUCAAGUGCUUUGAUGACAGUGUGCAUCACUUCAAAGUAUCACCUAAAAGUGACCCAGAGACAGCGAGACAAACAUGGCUGGAUGCGCUGGAGGAGCACUCAGCCUACAGCACACACUACUGCUCCCAAGAGCAAGGCAGCGAGGAGGAGGAGGAGGAGGAUGUGAUGUCACUAGGGGAGCUAACAGAUUCACUACAGGCAGCAGAGGCCAGCCAGAAGAAACUGGAGAAGGAGGUGGAAGCUUUCCUGUCCAUGCUGAAAAAUGACGGGCUGUCAGAAAGGUUACCAUCCACCAUGCUGCAGAAAAUGCAAGAAAUCUCUGACUUGUCCAGUAAAACCAGUUCCAGUCUCAGCGUCUGUCUCAGCCUUUUGUCCAAACAGGAAGGGGUGCGCAGUGUGAAAUUGGAGCUGGAGGUGGAGAAGAAUAAGAUCCUCUCCGAAGCACUGCAGACUCUAGCCACGGAGCACCACGAACUUGAGCAAUCCGUCGUCAAGGGAUCUUCACCUCGAAGCGCCCUCAGCGAGGAUGAGUUCCACGACGCUGUGUCUGAAUCGGGCUCAGAGCACUCCCUAAGCGGCUUUGAGACGGUGGCCAGCCAUUCCUUUGACGAGGACGACGAAGGCUCUGUCAUGUUAAGCAGCCAUUGCAGCACCCCCAGUAUGUUGCAGGAGGAUCACCAUGGCGACAAGGACGACACUCAACCCAAUGGGAUCACAAAGUAUAGGACCAGCUUACCUGCCCCAAUGUUUUCAAGAAAUGACUUCAGUAUUUGGAGUAUCCUGAGGAACUGCAUUGGGAUGGAACUCUCCAAGAUUACAAUGCCAGUGAUUUUCAACGAGCCGCUUAGCUUCUUGCAGCGUCUCACUGAGUACAUGGAGCAUACGUAUCUCAUCCACCAGGCUAACACCUCCUCAGACUCUAUUGACAGGAUGAAGUGUGUGGCUGCGUUUGCAGUGUCUGCCGUGGCCUCCCAGUGGGAGCGGACAGGUAAACCCUUCAACCCUCUGCUGGGAGAAACCUAUGAACUGGUCAGAGAGGACCUGGGCUUCAGGCUCAUAUCAGAGCAGGUGAGCCACCACCCUCCAGUCAGUGCUUUUCAUGCUGAGGGCCUGGAGAAAGACUUUGUGUUCCAUGGAUCCAUCUACCCCAAACUGAAGUUCUGGGGCAAGAGUGUAGAGGCUGAGCCAAAAGGCAUCAUCACGCUGGAGCUGCCCAAGUACAAUGAAGCAUAUACAUGGACAAAUCCUACAUGUUGUGUUCACAACAUUAUUGUUGGCCAGCUCUGGAUUGAGCAAUAUGGAAAUGUGGAGAUAUACAAUCACAGAACUGGUGAAAAGUGCUGCCUGAAUUUCAAACCAUGUGGCCUUUUCGGCAAAGAACUGCAUAAGGUUGAAGGAUAUAUUCUGGAUAAAAGUAAAAAGAAGCUGUGUGCCCUGUAUGGGAAGUGGACAGAGUGCCUGUAUGUAGUCGAUUUUGCUGCCCUAGAGGCACAUAAAAAACACGACAAGAAACUGGCAGAAGAGAAAAAAGCCAGCAAAGCGAGUUGCAGUGAGGAAGAUGUUCCUUCUCCAGCUGCAGACACUGUGGAGAUGAUUCCUGGCAGCCAGCUGCUGUGGAGAAUUGCACCCAGACCAGCCAACUCUACCCAGAUGUACAGCUUCACGUCAUUUGCAAUGCAGCUAAACGAGCUGCACAAGGAGAUGGAGGGAGUCAUUCCUCAGACAGACUGCAGGCUGAGACCAGACAUACGAGCCAUGGAGAACGGUGACAUCGACAUCGCCAGUGAGGAGAAAAAAAGACUUGAGGAGAAACAGAGAGCUUCUCGCAAAAACCGCUCCAAAUCUGAUGAGGAGUGGAAGACGAGGAGUCCUGCCCUUGGCCCAAGGUGGUUUCAGCAGGGGCCAAACCCCCACAACAGCUCCCAGGACUGGCUCUUUUCUGGUGGAUACUGGAAUAGGAAUUACAGCCAGCUGCCAGACAUUUACUAAUGGACAUUUCUGGCUCAGAAGAAUUUCUAACAGAGAAACAAGUUUCUCUGUCAGAGAAGCUGCGUUUAAUGUUUUUUUUAUGGAACAGUUACAGAAUCUACGAGCAAUAUGCAAGCUUAAACUGUGUGGCCUUAAUCUCCUUCAUGAUGGUCAAACUGUGCAUAAAAAUGUCAAUGAUCAAUAUUUAAGAGUUAUGAAGUUGUUUGACAAUGCUUUGAAAUGUACCAUUUGUAUUCACAUUGACAUCAGAUUGUUUCUCUUCAUGUUACUUUUAAGCACAGUGGAGAGAUGCAUAAAGGUCCAUCUGUCUUGUUUUAAAUGUUCAUAAUAGUGUUUGGACUCCAAAUGUAUAUCUGUACAUAUACCUCAUCAUGUCGUUCACAUUUCUUCUAAACUGCUCGUGUGGAACAAGUUAAACUCACAGCUACUAACAGUCAGUUAAUAUGAGGUUGAUGUGGAUGUCAGUCAUUUCUUCUGAUGUAUUUUACCUUGUAAGAAAAGUAAGGCUUACAAAACACACUUACAGAAACAUACAGUAUAUUUUCUAUAUUAACAUUGCACAUACUAAUUACUUUAAGAAUUUACAAGCUAUAGUUUUGAUUGUUUUUAUCAUCUUCUGAAUUAUGUGUCUAUUGAGCUCUGUAAAAAGGUUUGAUAAUACCUUUGCUGCAAAUCUUAAAAAAACAAAACUGUGGAUCAUACCUGUCAGACAGACUAACCAAGUUAAAUGGGAGACAUAAGGUCACAUGAUGUAGAAAUGAUUGAAUUUUAAGAUUUUUUGCUUUCAUAUAAAGCAUUGGAAGUAUUUUAUUGGAAACCUAAAUAAAACACUUCCAUGUACUCAUGUAUGUUUUUACCAUUGCU